Messenger RNA from Nezara viridula (southern green stink bug), 1215 nucleotides. The record is from the annotation of a GenBank genome assembly. Lineage: Eukaryota; Metazoa; Arthropoda; Insecta; Hemiptera; Pentatomidae.
AUGAAAAGUUAUAGGGAUCCAAAUUUAUCUCCUUCUCCAAUUGAAAUUUUAUCCCUUGAUCAUUCUGCAUUGUAUAAAAGAAGAACAAGAGAUGAAAAGCAAUUUGAUCAUUCAUUUGCAAGUGAUGAUUAUGAAGAUUUAUCUGAUGAUGUGCCAAAACAAAAACCACCACCUAUUAAACCACACAAUGUAGUCAAGAAUAUGUCAUUGAGCAAUAUGUACUGUUCCCGAUGUGGGGAUGGCUUUGAACCUCAAGAAAAAAUUGUCAAUUCCAGCGGAGAACUAUGGCACACUCAAUGUUUUGUAUGUGCUCAGUGUUUCAGACCAUUUCCAGAUGGCACAUUUUAUGAAUUUGAAAAUCGAAAAUAUUGUGAAUAUGAUUUUCAUAUGUUAUUUGCUCCAUGUUGUGGAAAAUGUGGAGAAUUCGUUAUUGGAAGAGUUAUAAAAGCUAUGAAUGCCAAUUGGCACCCAGGUUGCUUUAGAUGUGAAAUGUGUAAUAAGGAACUUGCAGAAUUAGGUUUUGUGAGGUAUCAUGGGCAAGCUUUAUGCUAUGAAUGCAAAGCAAGUGCUAAAGCGUCUGCUUUAAACAAGCAUUCUUGUUUCAAAUGCCAUGGCAUUAUCGAUGACAAACCACUACGUUUCCGAGGAGAAGUCUAUCAUCCUUAUCAUUUUAAUUGUACUGCUUGUGGAGUGGAGCUCAAUUCUGAUGCUAGAGAAGUCAAAAAUAGACCUGGGAUAACAGCUAAUGAACAAAAUGAGCUGUACUGUUUAAGAUGCCAUGACAAAAUGGGGGUUCCUAUUUGUGGUGCUUGUAGAAGACCAAUCGAGGAGAGAGUUGUUACAGCCCUUGGAAAACAUUGGCAUGUUGAGCAUUUUGUUUGUGCCAAAUGUGAGAAGCCAUUCUUAGGACAUAGGCACUAUGAAAAGAAAGGUCUUGCAUAUUGCGAGACUCAUUACCAUCAGUUAUUUGGUAAUCUCUGCUUCGUCUGUAAUCAAGUUAUAGCUGGAGAUGUGUUCACAGCUAUGAACAAGGCUUGGUGUGUGCACCACUUUGCUUGCUCCCUCUGUGACCAAAAAAUGACUCAGAAAACAAAAUUUUAUGAGUUUGACUUGAAGCCUGUAUGUAAGAAGUGCUAUGAAAAACUACCAGCUGAACUGAAAAGGAGACUGAGAAAGGCUCUCGAGUUCGCUCCCAAGUCACCAUCGACAACCUAG